AUGGAAAGCUAUAGAACUUGCGGCGUUACACAAAGUAUAGGAAUCGGAGAACAUGACAUUAGUCAGAGGGCAAUAGAAAAAAGGAGAGAAAACUAUAAACUAGUAUUUGGUGUAGAAAUCAUACGUAUGGCAGAACGACAUGAAGUCAUUCAAAAAUACACUACGUUGAACGAAAAAUUCACCAAACGGCUUAAGGAUGAAAAUCGGGAUAAGGAUUUAGUUAGUGAGUGUGAAAAGAGAUUACAGAACAGUCCGAAGGAUAAAGUAAUAAAGAAAAGAUGGAGGGUCGAAGAGAAAUGA
Molecule: messenger RNA, 300 nt
Organism: Rhizophagus irregularis DAOM 181602=DAOM 197198
Lineage: Eukaryota; Fungi; Glomeromycota; Glomeromycetes; Glomerales; Glomeraceae
Source: RefSeq, a predicted model, not a curated record